CGGCGCGCAAGCACUCAUUAAUGGAGCCAGUUAACAGAUAAGCUCUUGGAGACGACUAGUCCGUUCCUGAGGACACCCAUCCUUGGCGACGAGCCAGAAGACACGUUUUCAUGCGGUGACGUCAGAGGCGAGCCUCCAGAAGGUGGGGUGGACUGCGACCCAAGAAGAGUACUUAAGGAAGGUGCUUUCUGGAAGACCAGAGGUUUCGGACAGAGCUAGUCCCUAAGCAACACCUUAAUGCUUGAAGGAACCUGCCAAAUCCUCUCCAAGCCUGAAAACAGAGGCAGCUCCAAAAAGCUUGCAGCUCCCAUUACGGACCCCCAACCCCGAGCCUUGUCCUUGGGAAGAACGGGUCAUGCCAGCCCAGCUGCAGGUGCAGAGGAGCGCCACCCCAAAGUUCGUCCAGGGAGACCCGAAGAGCCUGGCGCCAGAUGUGAGGGACUUCAUUGAAAUCAACGCUGAGCUCUGCCAGCCAGAAGCUAUCCACAUCUGCGAUGGCUCAGAGCAUGAAAACAAAAGGAUCUUGGAGCGCAUGGUAGAGGAAGGCAUGAUUAAGAAGCUUGGCAAAUAUGAGAAUUGCUGGUUGGCCCGUACAGAUCCGAGGGAUGUGGCCAGAAUCGAAAGCAAAACUGUCAUCGUCACUCAGGAGCAGCGAGACACCAUCCCCAUCCCGAAGAGUGGGAUGAGCCAGCUGGGAUCCUGGAUGUCUGAAGAGAACUUUGAGAAAGCCUUCAGCGUCCGAUUCCCUGGGUGCAUGAAAGGGCGCACCAUGUAUGUCAUCCCUUUCAGCAUGGGGCCCAUCGGUUCCCCUAUAUCCAAGUUUGGGAUUCAGCUGACAGAUUCUGCUUAUGUGGUGGCCAGCAUGAGGAUCAUGACUCGGAUGGGCAUGUCUGUCCUAGAGGCCCUGGGCAACGGGGAAUUUGUGAAGUGCCUUCAUUCAGUUGGGUGCCCUUUGCCGUUGAAAAAGCCCCUGGUAAAUAACUGGCCCUGUAACCCAGAUCUGACUCUGAUUGCUCACAUCCCGGAUCACAGAGAGAUCAUUUCCUUUGGAAGCGGCUAUGGAGGAAAUUCCCUCCUGGGAAAGAAGUGCUUUGCUCUCCGGAUCGCCAGCAGGAUCGCCAAGGAAGAGGGCUGGCUCGCUGAGCACAUGCUGAUAUUGGGUAUCACAAAUCCGGAAGGUGAAAAGAAAUACUUUGCUGCAGCCUUCCCAAGUGCAUGUGGAAAAACCAACUUGGCCAUGAUGAACCCAACUCUGCCAGGGUGGAAAAUCGAGUGUGUUGGGGAUGAUAUUGCUUGGAUGAAAUUUGAUGACCAAGGUAACUUAAGAGCCAUCAAUCCAGAGAAUGGCUUCUUUGGAGUGGCUCCUGGGACGUCAGUGAAAACAAACCCCAACGCUAUGAAGACCAUACGGAAGAACACCAUCUUCACCAACGUGGGAGAAACUAGCGAUGGAGGCGUGUGUUGGGAAGGCAUGGAAAAGCAGUUUGCGCCCGGGGUGACGCUCACUUCGUGGAAAAACAAGGAAUGGACAGCCAAGAGCGGGGAACCUUGUUCCCACCCCAAUUCCCGGUUCUGCACUCCUGCUAACCAGUGCCCCAUUAUCGAUCCUGCCUGGGAGGCUCCAGAAGGAGUGCCAAUUGAGGGGAUCAUAUUUGGAGGACGGAGACCUGAAGGUGUACCUCUGGUCUAUGAGGCUCUUAACUGGCAGCAUGGAGUAUUCGUAGGUGCAACAAUGAGAUCAGAAGCAACAGCUGCCGCUGAACAUAAAGGCAAGAUCAUCAUGCACGACCCCUUUGCCAUGCGGCCUUUCUUUGGCUACAACUUUGGCCAGUAUCUCUCCCACUGGAUCAGCAUGGCGCACCGGCCCGCUGCAAAACUGCCCAAGAUCUUCCACGUCAACUGGUUCCGUAAAGACAAGCAAGGCCGGUUCUUGUGGCCUGGAUUCGGCGAGAACUGCCGUGUGCUGCAGUGGAUGUUCAACCGAAUUCGGGGAGAGGAGAGUGCGCAACUGACAGCCAUCGGCUACGUCCCUGAUGACACGGGCUUGAACUUGAAAGGCUUGGAAGAUGUCAAGACACAGGAACUGUUUGCCCUUUCCAGAGACUUCUGGGAAAAGGAGGUGGAAGAAAUCAAGAAGUAUUUUGAAGAGCAAGUAAAUGCUGACCUCCCCUAUGAGAUGGAAAGAGAAGUUAUUGCUCUGGAGCAGAGAAUAAAGCAGCUGUAACUGAUCAAAACCAUAUUUGUAGCUUGGUGUGAGAGGGGGAAUGAAGUAAAUGCACUCUUUUCUAGUGACCCUGUCUGGAAGCACAAAAAAAGAAAAAGAAUUAGGAUGCAGAGCUACAACUUCUAUCGGCCAGUUGAAGUUCUCAGGCUUAUCAGGAAAUCAAGCUGAUGCAGCCACGAUCAUCAAGUUGAUCAGAGUUGUUGCUUGAUAAGCUUGUUCCCACUGUUACUAUAUCCCACGAUAUCUGCAGUUCUCACGUAACAUCAUAAAUAAUGAGGCAGAGAGGGUAGGAGUGUCUUCCCUACCUAAACUUAAGCAAGUGAAAAGGAGUUGACCUGGGAACAUGGGCAUAGUCAAGAGUAGCUGCCCCCCUAAAUCCUCAAAAAUUAUUGAAAAGUACAGUAGUACUCGACUUACGAACGACUCGAUAACCGAAUUUUUCGACUUACGAAUGGGGCAAAUGGCCGCACACUUAUGAAUUUCUCGACAUCCGAACGGAAACCGCGGCGGUUUUAGAUAGGGUUUUUUUCGACUUACAAAUUUUUAGAUGGGGUUGCUUUGACUUACGAAUUUUUCUGUUUCCAUUGCAUUCCUAUGGGAAAUCACGUUUCAAUGGCGCUUUUCGACUUACGAAUUUUUCGACCUAUGAAGGUGCCUUCGGAACGGAUUAAAUUUGUAAGUCGGGGCACCACCGUAUUACAAAAAAACUCAAUUAACUGAGGUUCUGCCUGCCUCCUGUAAUGUCCUCUUUUUGGGGGGAGGGGGGAUUUUUACCUCCAAAGAAAGCUCAACAACUUCUUGCCCUCCCCUCACCCCCAAGAAAAGCCCUGGCUACGCCCCCUUUGGUUUAUUUUCCAACCGUUAUUUAAAUUUCCAACCAUUAACAUAUUUGCUCAUUUGUUAGACUUUGUGUGUUUUUUAUUUGAAUCACAUGCUCUCAGUGACUGUGGUCGAUGCUUAAUGUCUCAUGCUUAAUAUCACUGGAACAUGCCCCUGUGACAUCACCGCCCCUAGGUCUUGGGUUUGGACCCUGAAAUCUCAGGGUCUGGGGUGCUCUAGGGCUGGCAACGCUAUGGAGGAGGAAAACAAGAUGCAGCUACUCUAGCCAGGGUCCAGCACUACAUUCUGAGAAUUCAAGGGGUUGCCCCCCCCAAAAAAAAACCCUUCCAAUUGACUAGCGCAGAUUCUGCAGAAAGAGGAAACACAGACAAACACAUUUGUGGUCUAGGGAUGAUGGCUUCUGCAGGCAACCACCCAGCCGACAUAUCUUGUUAAGGGCGGCUUCGGGCAAGGUGCUGAGUAAUGUGCAGGGUGGCGAUAAGUUUAUAAUGUAACAGGAAGCCAGAGCCCCCUGCCUUUCCAGCUGCCUGCCACUCUGAUUCAAGCCCAUGACAGACAACCUGGGGCAGCUCCAAAGCCACUUAGCACAGCUGCGGAGACCGGCCAGGAGGAAACAGGUGCUUGUAUUGAGGAUUGUGUUUCUAUUUGGUUUUUUGGCAGGCCGAGCCCUGUGCAUCCGUAAUUGUUUGAGAGGAGGAUACAGAGGCUGCAGCAGCUUCAGUGGUAUCUGUCAAUGGCUUUUCAACCAUGGCUUCGUCCUAGGCAGGAGGGGACUCAGGUGCAAGCAGACAGUAGAAGAGGCAGUAGUGGCAUGGGGAAAAAAGCCAGCUCCUUGGGUAGCUGAGAAUGAGGGCAUCCUGAGCAAGUUUGCAGAUGACACCAAAUUGGGAGGGGUGGCUAAUACCCCAGAGGACAGGAUCACACUUCAAAAUGACCUUAACAGAUUAGACAACUGGGCCAAAGCAAACAAGAUGAAUUUCAACAAGGAGAAAUGUAAAGUACUACACUUGGGCAAAAAAAAUGAAAGGCACAAAUACAGGAUGGGUGACACCUGGCUUGAGAAGCAGUACAUGUGAAAAGGAUCUAGGAGUCUUGGUAGACCACAGACUUGACAUGAGUCAGCAGUGUGAUGCAGCAGCUUAAAAAGCCAAUGCAAUUCUGGGCUGCAUCAAUAGGAGUAUAGCAUCUAGAUCAAGGGAAGUAAUAGUACCACUGUAUUCUGCUCUGGGACAGACCUCACCUAGAGUACUGUGUCCAGGUCUGGGCACCACAGUUCAAGAAGGAUACUGACAAGCUGGAACGUGUCCAGAAGAGGACAACCAAAAUGGUCAAAGGCCUGGAAACAAUGCCUUAUGAGGAACGGCUUAGGGAGCUGGGUAUGUUUAGCCUGAAGAAGA
Molecule: messenger RNA, 4461 nt
Organism: Zootoca vivipara (common lizard)
Lineage: Eukaryota; Metazoa; Chordata; Lepidosauria; Squamata; Lacertidae
Gene: PCK1
Product: phosphoenolpyruvate carboxykinase 1
Biological process (GO): cellular response to dexamethasone stimulus; propionate catabolic process; hepatocyte differentiation
Cellular component (GO): cytosol
Molecular function (GO): GTP binding; manganese ion binding; phosphoenolpyruvate carboxykinase (GTP) activity
Source: RefSeq, a predicted model, not a curated record